This is a messenger RNA of Austrofundulus limnaeus, 1026 nucleotides long. RefSeq names its product aquaporin 8a, tandem duplicate 2 (gene aqp8a.2). Gene Ontology annotation, biological process: transmembrane transport; water transport. The transcript has 5 exons. Lineage: Eukaryota; Metazoa; Chordata; Actinopteri; Cyprinodontiformes; Rivulidae. Gene Ontology annotation, molecular function: water channel activity. The record is from RefSeq and is a predicted model, not a curated record. The coding region runs from base 55 to 843 and encodes 262 amino acids. Gene Ontology annotation, cellular component: plasma membrane.
ACAGACGGGUUCAGGUGCUGGAGGUGGACGCUCUGGACAAAGCGAGUAGCAACCAUGGGUGUGGAGAAAAUGGAAAUGGAAGACUUGGCAGAUUCCACUCUUCUGAAGAAGACUAAUAAGGAACCAUCGGGGUCCAAGCCUCAGAACAAGUAUGAGAGUUUGUUCCAGCCCUGCCUGGCUGAAAUUGUGGGGACCAUGUUCUUUGUUUUCAUCGGCUGCGUGUCCGUCAUCGAGAACGUCCCUGCAGCUGGACGCCUGCAGCCGGCUCUGGUGCAUGGCCUGGCUGUGGCUGUGCUGGUGGCUGUCAUGGAUAAAAUCAGUGGCUCYCACUUCAACCCUCCCUUCACCAUUGCUAUCUACCUGUGUGGAGGCAUGGAGCUGAUGAUGGUGGGGCCCUACCUUGUGAGCCAAUUAAUUGGAGGAGUGCUUGGAGCUGGAAUGGCUAAGAUAAUGACCCCUGAACAGCGCUACAACAACGCAACUGGAGCAGCGUUUGACAUCGUCACGUCAGAGAGCCAGCUGUACGGGGCUAUUUUUGGAGAGGUGGUGAUGACCUGCCUGGUAACCACGGUGGUGCUGUUGGCGGCAGUCAAUGGCAAGACGAAGACGCCGCUCGCCCCGUUUCUGGUGGGCUGUACUGUCACGGUUAACAUCUUGGCAGGUGGUGACAUAUCAGGAACGUGUCUCAAUCCUGCGAGGGCUUUCGGUCCAGCUGUGCUCACCAACUACUGGACCUACCACUGGGUGUACUGGGUCGGACCCAUCGCAGGAGGACUGGUGGCUGCUGCUUUGGUCAGGCUCUUCCUUGGAGAUAAGAAGUUACGAGUCAUUAUGAAAUCCUGACAACCAGGUUUACGGUCAGAGAGGUGACAAUGAAGCUGUAAACAUUUAUCACUUUGUACGUUUUGGUGUUUUAUUUGUUUUGUUUUGGUAUUUGUUGGAUUUCUUUCCCCCAAAAAGUAUAAAAUAAGCUGUAAAAUCCUACUCUGUUGUCGUUUUAUAAAGACAAUAAAAUGUUUUUCUGCA